This is a messenger RNA of Trichobilharzia szidati, 3665 nucleotides long. The record is from the annotation of a GenBank genome assembly. NCBI's taxonomy places the organism in Eukaryota, Metazoa, Platyhelminthes, Trematoda, Strigeidida, Schistosomatidae.
AUAAUAAUAGUAAUAAUAAUAACAAUAUAAUGACAAAGUCUACUUUAGGCACAAUAUCAAAAUUUGGUGAUACAGCAGAUCAACGGGUGAAAACAGCGUGUAAAUUAAGCAUUGGUCAUCUGUUCCAUUUAAUCUCGCUAGAUGAAGAUUCAAUCGCUGUGACAAGUUAUCGACAAAUCGAUAAAAUUAUCAAAAUCGCCUACUCGUAUGCUUUACAAGUACCAGAUGCUAAAUCCUAUGUCUCGCUGAAUACAAAUUUCACAAAUGAUUCAACAGUUAUCCUCAAUUGGAAUUAUUUAGACAAUUAUUUAUGCAAUCGUGGUAUCAGUGACUCGUUUCGCUUACUCCCGAAUCUGAAAUUUUGGCGAAGUCGUUUCUUCAUAUUACCAAUUUAUAGUAAUGAAACUAGACGGUUAACUGAAGCCAUCAGAGACAAUACAACUGGUUCACGAAUUCCUUGCGACGUUUUCGAAUCGGAUUAUACGAAUAUGAAUCGGGAGAAAACUUGUGAGAGAUUUGUUCACUUUAUUGAAUCAGUGAAUCGUAUUCGUCGAACAGUUAUACCUAGUCGAAAAAUCAAUCGUCAGUCGGUUGCCGAUAAACCUGAUGCUUAUCGUACAAGCACAUGUAAUCUGCCUAGUUCCAAUACGCUAAGUGAUUCAUCUAUGCCUACUACACCUAUAUACUGUGUUACUACUGGUGCGCAAAAGUUAAACAAAACUGGUUCACUUACAACAGCAGCUGCCUCAACGCAUACAAUACGAUCAUCAACAAUUAUAUCACCCAGUAUUAUUGGAUUAUGCAAUGAAUCAUCGAAUGAGGGUAGUAACAGUAAAAACAGUAACAUCAGUACUAAUACUGUUCAACCUACUGGUGGUGGUGGUACAGCAGUACAGACAAAUGUCCCCCCGAUAGAUGAUUGUCAAUCGACUACAUCUUUGCCUAAUCUACUUGGUAUAUUUUAUCAGUCGUCCGAGGAUCAAUCUAGUCAACCUAGUCAAACAUCAUCUUCUGGUAAUAUGUCAACUGGAAAUAUACGUUCAUCAUUGAAUUCAAUCACUACACCCUACUCGAUUGUAGCCUUUAUGAUGGCUGAUAAUGAAAAUGGUCUGCCGUUUAUUUUAGCAUCAACUACAAAUGCUUUUCCUGAUUAUACAUUUAUAUCUAUUGAUGCAGUGAAUUGGGUGAUUAAAUGGUUUCUUGAUAUUGGAACAAUUGAACAGGCUGUUAUCUAUCUACAGCAAUUAAUAGAGGCUGGUUGGUUGUGUCAUACAUCUGGAAAUCCUAAACAUGCCUUCAUCUAUGGGACAUACUUUUAUACUCUGCUUAUACCUGAUUUAAAACAGUCAGGUAGCUGUGCAUCGAAUGAACUACCUAUCAGUCUGUCUACAUCGGAUAGUAAUGAGUUGAGCAUUACUCAUUCUGCACCAGUUACACCUGUACAAUCGAAUGCAUGUCUUUCAGCCAAUUCAACAACACCUACUACGAAUGUGAAUUCUUUUGUUGGUAGUGUUACUGCAACGAAUACAAUGGCAUGUUGUAGUACUUCUACUAGUACGCAUAGUUGUAGUGUUGCUCUCAGCAGUAAUACUGGUGGUUCUCUGUCAACAAUAUCAACAAUAACAACAACAUCGACAACAGCAACAACAACAACAGCUAAUAUUAAUACCACGAAUACUCCAGUAACUACUACUACCACUACUACUAACAACAGUAGUAAUAGUAGUAGUACUAGUGCUAGUACCGCUAGUAUCGUAUCUUCUACACUACUUAAUCCAACUGUCUCCAAUCUAACAUCAAUCAAUAAUAAUUCAUUUGCUAAUCAAUCCAAUAUCGAUUUAAGCCUACAACCUUCAUCAUUUCCUAAAGGUUAUAUACCAAAAUUAUCAAAUGAUUCUUCUAAGUGGACAUGUGUAUUUCAAAAUGAAUGGGCUGAAAUUGCCAUAGUCUAUUAUGAUGGUACAGAUGGACAACAACUACUGUCUAGACAACAGAUGAUACGUGGUGAGAAGUGUACAAAUUUGAAUGAUUCACCAAGCACUGCUGACACAACACCACCACCACCAGCAACAACAACAACAACAGUGACUACUAGUACUACUACUACCACUAAUGCAGGGAAUAGUAGUCAAACCAAUGAUUCAUCAUUGUCGCCUUUACCUUCUUCUUCGUCUUCUUGUUCUACACCUCGAAUUCAAUGUAAAACUUCAACAGAGAAAGAUUGUUUUAUGAAAGAUGGUUUAUUGAAGUAUUCAUUGAUUUCUUCAUUGUUUGGAAUACCUGAUAAAACUGGAUUUCAAGAAAUUGAUCAAAUUCUACGUAAAAGUUGCCUGUGUGAUAUGGAUGAACCAGACGAUGAUGGUCGAGUGGAAUGGGCGCAUUGUGUAUACGAUGCAAAUUAUCAUCCGACUUGUGCAUUUUCAAUUGAACUUCAAUGGCUUGUUGUUACAGGUGGACGAAUGGCUGAAUUGGUAGCAUUAUGGCAUCAAAAAGCUGGUGCAGCUAAUCUCCACUUUUUCCCAGUACCAUGUUUUCCAUUCAAUCAAUCGGAUAAUGACUUUUUAUCGGAUAAAGAUCCCCUGCGUAAACCAAUAUUUCUACCGAUCAAUAUAAAUGUAUUGAUUGAAACAGUUGAGACAAUUUAUUCCACUGAGAAGAAUACUCAUCAACAUCAUCAGAAUAACAAUUUAUCAUUAAAAUGUAAAGCUAAAGGGGUUAACAGCUGCUCAGAUAUGAAUUUGAUCGAUAUAUUAGAAUAUUUAUUCCCUGAUAUCCCAUACGCGGAACGGUUGACCUGUAUUCGUUGCUUUCAAGACUCUAUACUUAGAAGAUUUGGUUUUAUUAGUGAUAAUUGUGAUAAAGAUCGUUUAAAUUAUGAAUUACACGGUCGGCGGGCUUUCAUCUCAUGUAAUUCACCAAAACAAUGGAUCUAUGUACACUGUAGUGGUGGUAUAUUUACUAUGAUACCAUUAUAUGACAAUUUUGAUGAAAAACUACAAUCUGACGAGACUAUCAUUGAUAAUACUGACAUCUUGGAAACUUCAAAUGGUCAUAAUACUGAAGGAACACCAACAACAACAACAGAGAACAUGACUGCUGACAGCUUUAAAGACGAUAGGAGGACUCCUACUAGUAGACCAACCGCAACUACAGGCAAAAACGCCACUGAAACACUGUCAGAUCGUAGUAACAAUUGCUAUUUGCUGCAAACAUCACUGGGUUACUUUUGGGCAUGGAAUCAUAUGCUGCCAAGACGUUGGCGUGGUCAUCUUACCGGGGAUGAAUCAUUUCAAGAUGGUAUGCUGGCUGAUUUUAGAGCAUUUGUCAAUGGAGAAGAUAAUCGUCUGUCGCAAUAUUUCAGUCAAUUUAUAAAGUCGUUAGCCAAUUAUUAACAUUGUGACUGUUGACGCGGCUGCUGCUACGACUACGAGUACUAGUCAUUAGGAUGAAAAUCAAUGUACAAUAGAGCAUAAUGAUGACGACAGUGAUAUUGAUUAGUUCCACCAAGUUGUUGUACAUGACCUCUUUGACAGAAAUUUUUGAAGGAUUUUGACUAAUCUUGAUAUAUUUUAUUAUUAUUAUUAUUCUUACUGUUAUUUUUUAUUACCAAAGAGAAUAUUGUGUUGCUUUUCCCAAUAAAAAUGACCUUUUGAUUUUCAUUCUAA